Molecule: messenger RNA, 1075 nt
Organism: Lepisosteus oculatus (spotted gar)
Lineage: Eukaryota; Metazoa; Chordata; Actinopteri; Semionotiformes; Lepisosteidae
Gene: slx9
Product: SLX9 ribosome biogenesis factor
Biological process (GO): maturation of SSU-rRNA from tricistronic rRNA transcript (SSU-rRNA, 5.8S rRNA, LSU-rRNA)
Cellular component (GO): nucleolus; 90S preribosome; preribosome, small subunit precursor
Source: RefSeq, a predicted model, not a curated record
UCUUAGAUGUAGCUCCUGUGAGUGUUGUGGUCCCCACGUGUGUAUUACGCGAGCUCAUGCAAAAUGCUUCAGUUGUAGCUGCUUUGCUGAAAGUUUAGAAGGAGAGCAAGUAUUUCUUCAUUAGUUAAAAAAAAUAAUAUUAAAAAUGGUAGGGAAGAUUAAACGAGCUCGGCAGAAGUUGCAUCAGGAGGCGGUAAAGCUUCAGCAUGAAAGGUCCAGUUUUCUCAUCCAAGAGAAAAAACAGACUCCUGUAGCUGCAGGUGUGUUGAAACUAAGUAAACCUGAAUCUGAAGAGACACUGAAAACUGCUGUCGUUAACGCGUCCAGCGACGAGAAGCCAAAGAAGGACAAAGAAGAAGUCGGGCGAUGGGAUGUUUUUUCCUCUUCUGUCUUUGCUGGAACGAAGAUCAGCCCUGAAGAUCUGGUGCAGACUUUGAAAGUGGAUGACACGUGUAACUUGGUUUCCUCCCAGAAAGGAGUUGAAGAGAAGAAGCAGAUAUCGAAGAAGGAGAAGAUGAAACAGCGUCGAGAUAGGUGGCUGGGCAAAAUCGGUGCCAUUAAGCUGGCAAGGGAGCAGCAGAAAGCGCAAGCAAAGAGAAGAGCUACUCCAGUGGUGGGAGACAUGCAGCCCCUCGCAGACGCCCUGCCAGAGCUCCCUAAACUCAUGACCUCCUGCAGGGCCCAAGCAUCCAGGAAGUCAAAGGUACCAGUAAAGAAGAAACCAGAACCUACUGACUUCAGUCAGAUGAAACCAGCUCAGAAGCGCAAGCUGUUGGAGGAUGAAACAUCCAAGUUUACCGAAGUUUUAAGCAACACAGCCUUCAAGGUGAAUCCGUUUGAGGCAAUUGGAAAACACUUCAGGAAGAGGCUCAAACAGGAGGAAGAAGAGAAUCCCAACUAACUAUUUUUCUGUUCGCCAUACUGUGCCAUACCUCAUCACAUCUGGCAAAAUAAUUAAGUCGUUCUAUGUCAAAAAAUAAUAUUAAUAGUGUUAUGAUAUGCUACUGUUAGAGUUAGAAUCCUAGGCCAACAGAUGACAAUAAAAUAUUUCAUAUUGACCUAUGAAGGUCCCAUA